CAAUCUGUUAAUAUUUCCCACCGGCUUACUUUCCGCAUCCAUUCCAGUUUAAGUGUCUUCUUCAAUCACCCUUUCUUUCAUUCUGACAUUUUCCCUCUCUUACAAGUCUUCUCUCUCUCUCUCUUCCAUCCAUCUUUAUCAGUUUCUCUAUCCACCGCACCGAUUUAUCUCUUUCUCUCUCCUCAAUCGCUGAUUAUGGCCACACUACAACCAUCAAUUGCGUCUAGAAUCAUCGCUGACAAGCAACCUGGAUUUUGCUCCAAUUUGAUCGCCAAACAACUAUCUGCUACUGCGAUGUUGAUCAAUUCUCAACUUACAGCGGUUUUGAAUCGAAGUUGUUGCAGUAGUAUCACCAACUGUGGUGGUGGUGCUUCUGUGAGGGUUCGCGAUUUCCCUCGUAAUCGAAAUUCUAACAAAAUUCGGUGUCGUUUUAGUUCUCCCAAUGAUGGUGACAGUGUUACUAGCAAUUUUGAAGGCGGGGAUGGUGAUUAUGUUAACUCUACUGUCAUUGAAGCUGCUGAGGUGAAAAAUGGAUCAGAGGGCUUUGUGAUUAAGAUGAGGGAUGGAAGAUACCUAAGAUGUGCAUAUAAUCAUCCCAAAGGGGGGUAUGCACCUGAUUAUAUUUCGCACCCUGCUAUUGUGUUGAAGCUGGAAGAUGGAAGUGAUAUACUACUACCAAUUAUUGUUUUGGAGAUGCCAAGUGCAAUGUUGAUGGCUGCUUUACGCAAUGUGGAGAUGGCUAGGCCAACUGUGUAUCAAAUAGUGAAGGAAAUGAUUGAAACAAUGGGAUACAUGGUUAAAUAUGUUCGAGUAACCAAGAGGGUGCAAGAAGCUUAUUUUGCAGAACUUUGUGUCAUGAAAAUGGAUUCUCAAACUGAGUCGCUUAGUUUUGAUCUUCGGCCCUCAGAUGCCAUCAACAUUGCUGUGAGAUGCAAGGCACCAAUACAAGUCAACAAGUCUUUAGCACUCAAAGAUGGACUCAAAAUUGUUGAGCCAUCAAAUCCUCCAUUUAGACCUCCACACUCUGAUGGCUCCUUGCUGGCAGAAAUGGAUAGACCAGAUGGGCAGCCCUGUCCUGAGAGUGAAGAAUUUGUUCUUCUACGUAACAUGCUGAUUGCUGCAAUUGAGGAACGUUAUCAUGAUGCAGCACAAUGGAAGGAUUUACUCAAACAGUUCAGGUCCAAACAACAAAAGUGGACAUGACAAGUCCCAUCUCACAUUUGGGUCAUAUUUAUUGAGCCUGCUGCUGGCAGAAAAGCCUUGUACUCAUGUUUGUGUGCAGUUCUGUGGCCUGUGGGUGCUCUCGACUCUUAUGUCAAUCUCAUCAAGUAAUGUGAAUAAUUGUAAAUAACUAAUUAUAUGGAAACGGUAACUAUUAGAAUGUAUAAUAAUAAGUUAAUAACUUGCUACAUGUAUAGUCGCAUUUCCCACUAACACUAUCAUGUGAAACUUUUCUUGCUUGAUGUUGAUGGCAAUAGUUUCAUCGACAUUGGUAGCCAUGGUUAGGUGCUUUUAUAUCCGUGGUGGUUACUCAAGUUGUAUUUCUUCCCUGGAAAUUUACACUUACAAUUUACGUCAAUAAUACCAUUUUUCAAUACCUUGUGAGA
Amaranthus tricolor (Joseph's coat) is the source of this 1607-nucleotide messenger RNA. Its product is annotated as bifunctional nuclease 2-like. The record is from RefSeq and is a predicted model, not a curated record. The coding region runs from base 196 to 1203 and encodes 335 amino acids. Gene Ontology annotation, biological process: protein ubiquitination. Lineage: Eukaryota; Viridiplantae; Streptophyta; Magnoliopsida; Caryophyllales; Amaranthaceae. Gene Ontology annotation, cellular component: nucleus; VCB complex. The transcript has 10 exons. Gene Ontology annotation, molecular function: nuclease activity.